Messenger RNA from Thyridium curvatum, 957 nucleotides. RefSeq lists its product as uncharacterized. Bases 1 to 957 code for a protein of 318 amino acids. Lineage: Eukaryota; Fungi; Ascomycota; Sordariomycetes; Thyridiales; Thyridiaceae. The transcript has a single exon. The record is from RefSeq and is a predicted model, not a curated record.
AUGCCCGGCGUCACCAUACCACCGGGCACCAAGCCCGCAGGUGCCAGCUCAUCGAGCAGCAGUAGUAACAGCGCCGGCACACAGGCCGGUCGCAUCACGCAGAUUCAGCCGCCACAGCAGCAUCAGAGAGCGCCAGCAGGAACCUCAACAACCGCAUCGCAACGGCCACCGUCGCCAACUCCGCCCACGGUGGAACCCAUAUCCCCCAUCACCAAGCCCGCAUACCUGGACGGCGCCUCCACCGGCUCCGGCACGCACUACCUGCCCAACUUCUCCGAGGGCCGGCAGUCCUUUACCUUCAGCUCGCCCACCACCCUGGUGCACCCGGACUCGGACGCGACGGCUAUCCCUGCGCCGAGGCCAAUCCCGAUAGACCUCGAGUCCAACCCGGACGUGCUCGCGCUGCGCAGCGCCGUGACCAUCCUGCAGCUGCAGAAGAGGAAGGCCGAGGCCGACGUCGUGGCCCUGCAGCGCGCAAAGGAGGCCGCCAUGGCGGACCCGGAGGGUUUUGCGCGGGACCUGGCAGAGGGUAAAGUGCAUAAGCAGGGGGAUGCGCUCUUCCCCUCGGCGCCGGCGCAAGAUGAUGAUGACGACGACGAUGAUGAUGAUGAUGAGGAGAUGCAGGACGCUACGGACGGUGUCGCCAGCAGGAAAAGCGGCGGUGCCAAGGACGCGCUGUGGAGGGAGCUGCCCCAGCCGCAGAAUGUGGUGCGCAUGCCGCCCGUGAACUGGUCCAAGUACGCCGUCGUCGGCGAGUCGCUGGACAAGCUGCACAACGAGCAGCUGUCUCGGCCGACGCCCGGGGCACCGGCCGUCAUCGGCCCCAACGGCACGUACGAGUUCAAGAGCGGCGGGGAGCAGCCCCAGGCCGAGUCGAAGAAGCUCGUCGGCAUCGCUGCGCCGUAUAACCCUUCACGGGACAAGCUUGAGAAGAAAUCCAAGGGGACAAAACGUUAG